GGGUAACUAAUUUGGAAUAAAGAAAAGUAUAUUUUUAUUAUCUAAAAUAAGAGAUUCAAUCAGAAUACAAUCAUCAGCAUAUUGAAAUCUUAGUUCAUUUACUUCAAUCGACAUCAUGUAUAACAAUAUUCUUCUUGCAAUCACAUUUAUCAUUCUUUCACUUCAUGCUUCAUACGCUGCUCACAUGAACACAAGUCUAACAGCUUCGUUUAGUAUUGGUUUAGGAAUAACAACAUUUGAUGUAAUUAAACAAAUGGUAUUAACAUCUAUGACUCAAUCAAAUAAACCAACUAGUCCAUUAUUGUUUAAUUUUACGGAUCCUCAAAAUACACUUAGCAAAUGGAUUGAAGUAUCCGAUACAGUUCGAGUUGAAGGUAGAUCUAAAGCUACACUUGUACCACAUAUUGGAUAUAAUUAUCGAUCAGCAAUCUUCUUUUAUUUACUUAAUCCACAACCAACUGGUGCUUGUUUUGCUGGUGUCGACUACAUAUUAGAUACUUGGGAUUUAUCAGCAUAUACAGGUGUUGUGAUUGAUCUACAUAGACAAGGUCAAAAUUCUAAUUUCAAAUUAAUCUUCUAUGGAAACUGUUCAGAAAUAUUCACUUGUCAAUCAUAUGAGUCAUUUUUCGAGACAUCUGGAGAACGUCAACAAAUAAAAUUACCAUUUAGUACAUUCAAACCAUACUUUCGUGGAGAACCGAAAUUUGAUUUACCAUCUUUAGAUAUAACUCAACUAUCACGAUUCGGUAUACAAUCAUAUGGUGGUAUCUAUGCACCGACAAGACAAUUUGGUCCAGGUUCCAUUGAAAUAUUCACUAUUUCAGCAUAUAAGGAAGAUCAACUGACAGCCUAAAGAAAUCAAGACUACGUGAUAGGUGGUAUUUAUUGAUACUAUGAUUCUGUUUAGUUUGUAUUAGGUAGUUUUAUCAAUAAAUUUUAUAUAUUGA
This is a messenger RNA of Schistosoma curassoni, 947 nucleotides long. The record is from the annotation of a GenBank genome assembly. Lineage: Eukaryota; Metazoa; Platyhelminthes; Trematoda; Strigeidida; Schistosomatidae.